AUGGGGCGUCUCGGUGCCGCCUCGGGGCCACUUUCAGGUCAAGCGUUCACCAAGUCGGGCGAGGGUGGCUUUCUGAGCCAGGUUGGCCCGAGCGUCGUGAUCGAUUCCAUAGUGGCUCGAGGCAUCGUCAUCAAGAUGGUGCGUGAGUCCGUGCCGCUGGCGACGCACAGGAAAGUAGCGAAAGCCCACGAGGACGGGCCGGACGCCCUGGACCUGGCGGCGCUCGAGGCGGCAGCCCGGGGACAGGCGGCCGUGCUGGCGCACUGGGCGCCCGGCGAGGCUGCCGCGCCGCUGCCGCUGGCGCCUCGGCCGCCGGAGCGGCCGGGCAAGCGGCCAGGGCCCCUCGCCGAAGACGUUUUCGUGCACCUGAGGGUGAACGGUGCGGAUCGUACCGCGUACUUCGAGGAAGGACGGCUCGCCCUCCGGCGCGCGGGCCUCGGCGAGGUCGAGCCCGUCCAUGUCGCGUCGGGCCGCGGGCCUGCCGCGGCCGCGCGCCAGCGUCGCGCGCCAGCGGCGGUGCGGCCCCGAAGGGCGGCCAUCGCCCGCGGAGUGGGCGGCGCUGGGCUGGCGCCGCGGCCGCCCGCCGCGCCCCCGCCGCACCACCUCCUCACCGGCGACUCCCCGUCCGGCCCCAGCGCCGGGGCGGCGCGCGGGCGCGGGAAGGGAGGCGCUGCCGGCAAGGGCCUGGCGUCCUCGCCCGGCGACGGCCCGGGCCACGGGGCUCCCGCGGGCCCGCGGCCGGGCCGCGGCAGAGGAGCGCUGGCGGCCCCAGUUCCGCGGAGACCCCACGCGGCCGCGGCUUUCAAUGGCGCGGCCGCGAAAGGUGGCUGCGGCAGGGGGCCCGGCCAGGGACAGGGGCCGCUGGGGGUGUCGAUGUUGCUGCCCAUCGUGGAGGCGAAGUUGCGAGAGAUGCGCGAGAGGUGCAAGGCCGCCGCCUUCCCGGGGGCGGGCCACUGGCGCCAGAUCCAGUGGUCUGGUGAACAGUUCACCACCCAUGAGGUAAAGGAUGCUACACUUGCCCGCGCAGUGACGAGAGGCCCGCUCAGGUUCGCCGUUUUCGCCGAGGCAGGCUGGUUUGGCUUGGGCCAAGCCCUCCGCAGCGCCGCGCAAUGGCGGAGGGACGCGGGCGGAGACGGCGGGGAAGGGCGCGCCGAGCAGCGGUCGGAGACCGACCGGGUGUGA
Messenger RNA from Prorocentrum cordatum, 1182 nucleotides. Lineage: Eukaryota; Dinophyceae; Prorocentrales; Prorocentraceae. The record is from the annotation of a GenBank genome assembly.